UGGGCGUUGUUUAUCAGCCUUGAUACCGACUGAGAAGAUAUGAAGGGAAUACUUGUCAAUUUCUGAUGCGCUUUCGGAUUGCCCGAUAUGACAUGAAACCAACGACAAAACCAUUCACUGUCACCUGAUACUCCUUUACUUGCUUAUAGGCAUAAGUCGAUCGCCAGCUACAUUCUUGCUGAUGCUUGCACAAUCCAAAACCUCCUGAACAAGCUGGGAGACGAGCUUAGCUAAGUACUCGAACUACCAAGUACUUUCUCACAAACAACCACCACCACCACCCUUGGAAGCAAUGGCAAUAGUCACCAAGCCGCAACCACCAGCGCCCUUGCUCAACCUCCCUCUAGAGCUCCGUCUCAUGAUUUACGACUACAUUGUGGCAGUCCCCAACAAAUACACCACCGAUCGCCCCAUGAUCGUUGUCAAUGAUGACGGAAACACAUUUACCACACGCGGCCGCUACCGCGCGCUUUCGAUGUGUCCCAACUGGGUCGGCGAAAACGGCCAAGUCCGAUCUCUGCUCUUCAUCAACCACCAAAUCCACGACGAAGUCGAAGACUUCCUCUACUCCCGGUACACGCUGUUCUUCUUGAAUUCGUUCAAUCUAGACCACCUCGGCGCUUUCCUCGACAUGCUCAGUCCCACGGCGCGCAAUCGGAUCCGCAGCGUGGGGUUUGAGAUCUACUUCUUCGUCCAUUCACAGGCGGGGACGCCCAAGCGCACAUGGGCCGAGUAUAAUCGAGCCGCGAGCAUCCUGGGGGAGAAAUUGCCGCAUUGGUCUGACGUUGUUUUUUAUCUGGAUCCGCGGUUUUGCUUUGCCUCUUGUGCGGCUACAACGGUUGUGGCAGAGCGGGACUUGUCGGUCCGUGGGAUUGGGUAUUUGGAGAUGGUGUUUGGGGGGUUACAGAAGGAGAUGGAUUUCUUGCCUUGUUCAAGGGGGGGGAGAGCUGGUCAGUAUAGAGCACGGGGGCUUUUGGUGCAAUAACGGAGGAGGUGCUGGCUUGUUGAUGUCCUCAAAAUCUAGACAACCCCCCCCCCCCCCCUCCUCCCCC
Messenger RNA from Aspergillus ochraceoroseus IBT 24754, 1052 nucleotides. RefSeq lists its product as uncharacterized. Bases 293 to 985 code for a protein of 230 amino acids. The transcript has 3 exons. Lineage: Eukaryota; Fungi; Ascomycota; Eurotiomycetes; Eurotiales; Aspergillaceae. The record is from RefSeq and is a predicted model, not a curated record.